AUGGGUCGUAUGCAAAUGAAAGGUAAAGGUAAGGGUAUCUCCGGAAGUGCCCUCCCCUUCAAGAGAAGAUCUCCUAAGUGGCUCCACAUGACUCCUUCUACUGUCGUUGACCUCUCCGUCAAGUUAGCCAAGAAGGGUCUUACCCCCUCUCAAAUUGGUGUUAUCCUCAGAGAUCAACACGGUAUUCCCCAAGUUAGAUUCUUGACUGGUUAAAAGAUCCUCAGAAUCCUCAAGAAGAACGGUUGUGCUCCUCAACUCCCCGAAGAUCUUUACUUCUUGAUCAAGAAGGCUCUCUCCAUCAGAAAGCACUUGGAAAAGAACAGAAAGGACAAGGACUCUAAGUACAGACUUAUUCUUGUUGAAUCUAGAAUCCACAGACUCUCUAGAUACUACAAGCUCAACCAAAAGCUCCCCCCUAAAUGGAAAUACAACGCUCAAACUGCUUCUGCUUUAGUUCAAUGA
Molecule: messenger RNA, 462 nt
Organism: Tetrahymena thermophila SB210
Lineage: Eukaryota; Ciliophora; Oligohymenophorea; Hymenostomatida; Tetrahymenidae
Product: 40S ribosomal protein S13
Exons: 3
Biological process (GO): translation
Cellular component (GO): nucleolus; ribosome; cytosolic small ribosomal subunit
Molecular function (GO): structural constituent of ribosome; small ribosomal subunit rRNA binding
Source: RefSeq, a predicted model, not a curated record